AUUUGUUCUACCGAUUCAUUAGAUUGAUUCUACCCAUAUAUUAGGUUUUGGUUUCUAUCCUCGUGAGAGUUUGAAGUUAUGAAUUUUGGUCUUUAGUUGAUUUGUUGGUAGAGAUUAAUGCGAUGAUGCAGUAGACACAGAAUUGCAAUGACCAUCAACUACAUCAAAUUCAAUUCUAUCUCAGGACUACAACAGAUCGAAAGACCCCUCAUAGAAGGUUGUAUCAAACAACAAUGUGGAAGAGGAUAUUCAGAAUUGUCAGAUCUCAUACAAAUGAUCGUAGUUUUGUUAAUUUUGAAUUAUAUUUGGUUAAAGUUGCUAUGUACUUGCUAAUUUCUAUCUUUGAUGUAGAUUUUAUAGACUUUUUAUUAAUGAAUCCGGUAUUAUUAUAAAAAAGAAAAAAGUAUCAUCACUUAAAAAAAAAGUGAUGGGUAAUAAUAUACAAAAGUAAGUAUGAAAAUGGAGCAAGUGAGGGGGAAGAGAAGUAUAUAUCCGUUACUACAGAUUACAUGAACUGUUGAUAAGUCUUCUUUUUUCUACUCUCCAUAUCUUCCACUUCUCUCAUUCAAAAUCAUGGGUUCCGACAAGAUCAAGAUUGGAAUUAAUGGCUUUGGAAGAAUUGGUAGAUUGGUGGCAAGGAUUGCUCUUCAAAGGGAUGAUGUUGAGCUUCUUGCUGUUAAUGAUCCUUUUAUUUCUACUGAUUACAUGACUUACAUGUUCAAGUAUGAUAGUGUCCAUGGACAAUGGAAGCACCAUGAAGUGAAGGUCAAGGAUUCGAAGACCCUUCUUUUUGGUAAUAAGCCUGUUGCUGUGUUUGCCUUAAGUAAUCCUGAGGAGAUCCCAUGGGGUGAAACUGGAGCCGAAUUUGUUGUGGAAUCUUCUGGUCUUUUCACUGACAAAGACAAAGCUGCUGCUCACUUGAAGGGAGGAGCAAAGAAAGUGGUAAUUUCUGCACCAAGCAAAGAUGCGCCUAUGUUUGUUAUUGGUGUUAAUGAGAAGGAAUACAAACCUGAAAUGGACAUUGUUUCUAAUGCUGGCUGCACUACCAACGGCCUUGCUCCCCUGGCUAAGGUUAUUAAUGACAGAUUUGGCAUCGUUGAGGGACUUAUGACUACUGUCCACUCCUACACUGCUUCACAAAAAACUGUUGAUGGGCCGUCUAGAAAAAACUGGAGGAGUGGGAGAGUUGCCUCCUUCAACAUUAUCCCGAGCAGUACCGGAGCUGCUAAGGCUGUAGGAAAGAUGCUUCACUCCUUAAACGGAAAGCUAACCGGAUUGGCAUUCCGCGUUCCAAUUGUUAAUGUAUGUGUUGUUGAUCUUACUGUUAAGCUCAAGAAGGAUGCUUCUUAUGAUGAAAUCAAAGCUGCUAUCAAAGAGGAAUCUGAAGGCAAUCUCAAAGGCAUCCUAGGCUACACAGAAGAUGAUGUUGUAUCAUCAGAUUUUCUUGGUGACAGCAGGUCAAGCAUAUUUGAUGCAAAAGCUGGAAUUGCUUUGAACAAAAACUUCGUAAAGUUGGUUUCUUGGUAUGAUAACGAAUGGGGAUACAGCUCUAGGGUGAUUGACUUGAUUGUGUACAUGGCUUCUGUUCAAGCUUGAUCGCACUUAACGAAACGAGUUCGGAAUCUGUGUAGUUUCCCAUUUAUGUUGUUUAAAAGCUCAGUGUUUGUAUGAAAUGCAAAAUAAACUUGGAGAUGGUUUUUCCCCAUUCCCCAAAUAGAUGUGAAUUGUCUAGUUCCAAGAUCUUACAUAUGUUCCAAUGGAGGUUUAUGGAGUGUCACAUAUGUCGAGUAGAAUGUUUGAGGUUCGACUCCUAUCAGGCGCAGGUAUCAGCUGGGGGGUUUCUUGACUACACACAUCCCUCUUUACUCCCUCCUUGAGGGUAUCGGGUAUAAUUUGUCUGCCUCUUUCAGGAAAAAGAAAAUCUCCUAUUCGAACUUUGCCUUGUGCUGAGUACUAAAAAUCGUCCUUUUUAUCAUCCCUCUAUAGCUCAAUUUCAUACUUUGUCUCCACAUUUUUAUCCAUCUCUUGUUAAUUGAUUCUACUCGUAUUGCAUGAUGUAUUAAGUCAGAGGUAAAUGUGGCACGUGAUGACAACCGGGGAAGUAGAGAUAGGAAUCCGAAAAUGGAGAUCCAAGACGAGACGAAAAUUUGUUAAUUGAUGAUAUCUAUUCAAUCAGCUUAAAACUCACAAAAGAGAGGAAACCAAAAAAAAAAAAAAAACAACUUUCCAAACCGUUUUUUGUUUUCAUUCAUACUUGUCAUUUUAUUGAAGAUGGUAAAUGUAAGUUCACCAAAAAAGAAUUUGAUUACUAAUUAGUGAUUCCUCUAUUACAUUAUGGAAUCAUGAGCUUCCAGAAAA
Messenger RNA from Amaranthus tricolor (Joseph's coat), 2358 nucleotides. RefSeq names its product glyceraldehyde-3-phosphate dehydrogenase, cytosolic-like. Gene Ontology annotation, biological process: glucose metabolic process. The transcript is spliced from 12 exons. Bases 574 to 1596 code for a protein of 340 amino acids. Lineage: Eukaryota; Viridiplantae; Streptophyta; Magnoliopsida; Caryophyllales; Amaranthaceae. The record is from RefSeq and is a predicted model, not a curated record. Gene Ontology annotation, molecular function: NADP binding; NAD binding; oxidoreductase activity, acting on the aldehyde or oxo group of donors, NAD or NADP as acceptor.